AUGCCGGAAUCAACGAGCAUGGCGCUCCGCAUGGAAUCGAGCAAAGACCCGCAGCCAACUGAUGCGCUGGAGGAACGUCUAAGCAAGGCAGAGAAAGCGGUUGCAAUCGCUCUCGACACCUUCGCUUACGACGAGCUCAUCCUCGUCGCCACCGAAGCUCUCAAGACUAGAUCGCAAACGCUGAGCAAGACCGUCAUCAAAUGCCGCAAGAACUUAUUGUGGGCCAGAUCCCAUGCGUAUCACCACCAGAAUCGCUACGAACUCGCUCUCAAAGAUGCCAGGGCCGCCCUCAAGAUCGACCCCGACGACGUUGCCGCAUACAUUCGAGCCGCCGCGCUGCUCUUCAACACUGGGCACAAGGAGCAGGCUUUCAGUUGUCUCGACACGGCACAGUCCUUAGCGUCCAAGCACGGUUCGGCUACAAGAGCGCUGUUGCUAAGCAGGAUUGACAAGCAACGACGCAAAGUCUCCGGUCUCUCCUGGCGCCUCAUCGACCGUCUCCCAAAUGAGAUCUUCAUCGAAAUCGCGUCGCACCUCGAGAUCCAAGACCGCUCCUCCAUGAGUCAGACUUGUCGCGCGUGGCGUCAGAUCCUGAUAUCAGUACCAUCUCUCUGGACCUCGCUGACUCUGAUCACGAAACACAAAGAAAUGGGCGAAUCAAAGGCCGUCGGCUGGAUGCGCUACAUCAUCUUGCGCUCGGAAAGGGCCAAUCAUUGCCUCGAGUACGUCUCCUUCAAGCACGCGUUUCCUGAAAAGCUGCUCGAAAAGCUGCGCAAACUGUCUUUCAAGGAGGGCGGGGCCUCAGAGCAUCGUCAAGACGUACGUGACGCCUUGUUCAACUUGCGCCAUCUGGAAGAGCUUGACAUGGCCGAGAUGUCUGCGCGAGAUCACGACCUUACUUGCGGGCAGCUCGUCCCUAGGCCAGUAUCGUCCGAAUCUGGCCAAAUCGAGCUCCACGUGCCAUUGCCAAACCUGCGCCUUCUGGUCGUGGAUGGUGGCUCGGACACCUUUCUGUACAAGUUAGCCGUUUGCCUCCUGGCUCGCGAGCAAGUAAGACUUGGGGACGGCUUGGUGACCGCAAUGCGUCUGGCCCAAGAUCGAGCACUGCCCAAAAGCUCCCCAGCUGCCGCUGUUUCGCCUUUCCAACGAGGAAUUACCUCAACAAGUCGCAGAAAUGAGGCCAAGGAACUAGGCGGCCCUCGUCUCAAACACGGUUCGGAUUGCGCGCGUCUGCACCUCCUCAAGUUGGCCAAGGUCGUUGCACUCCCAGACCACCUUAGAGCGACGCUGGAAGGCGUCACAGACAAGCUGAUCAUCGAAUACGGCCGACUUUGA
This is a messenger RNA of Sporisorium graminicola, 1335 nucleotides long. RefSeq lists its product as uncharacterized. Gene Ontology annotation, biological process: SCF-dependent proteasomal ubiquitin-dependent protein catabolic process; positive regulation of protein ubiquitination. Gene Ontology annotation, molecular function: protein binding. Gene Ontology annotation, cellular component: SCF ubiquitin ligase complex. The transcript is spliced from 2 exons. Bases 1 to 1335 code for a protein of 444 amino acids. The record is from RefSeq and is a predicted model, not a curated record. NCBI's taxonomy places the organism in Eukaryota, Fungi, Basidiomycota, Ustilaginomycetes, Ustilaginales, Ustilaginaceae.